AUUAUUAUGGUUGCAAGGUGUGCGGUUAUGUGUCACGUAGCGAGGAGUGUGCGUUACUUGUUGUGAGAAGAACAAAGUUUUCUCCCAAGUUCGACACCCCGCCUACGACUCCAGUUCUUCGGCGCUUUAAUAGUUUUGUAUGCUGCGUUUCAGUAGUAGAAGAAAGUGAAGGAUACAUACAGACAGGAAGUGGCACACCUCCUCCUUUCUGUCCACGUGUGUAUCUUUGCUCAUUUUUACCGCCAUCCAUUUACUGGAAUCAUAAUCCUGCGCUCAUAUCCCUCCGCGGACCACGCGAGAUAGACCCUGGUUGGAUGAUAAAUUACAAUCAGACAACUUCGUCGUGGGUUUUCCAAAGAGAACCCAAUCGAAUAAUCAAUCGAUGCCUUUAACUAAUCGAUACGUAAAAGGCCCGUGGUGGUGUUGUGCAUUUUGGCGCGAUUUUUUGUCGCGUAAGGAGAUACACGAGCGCACAGAUAGCAGUGCUGCGGCCAGACUGACCACACCCACCUCAAUGGUGUUGCGACUACCGGGUUGGUUCACAAGCACCAUGCUGCUUUGCUCCCACUUUAAGUUUACACGCAGAAAACUUCUUCCCAGAUAGUUGUCAUCAUUUUCCUCAUCUCUGUGGACCUUUAAGUGGAACUCCUGGGGACACUUUGUACACUUUUGCCGUGUUCCGCUAAAGUUUGAUGAAGGACCACCAGUCCCCACCAACGCCCCUCUCCAAGAGCGACCAGCUGAGCUACAUGUCGGAGAUCCUGCUGGAGGACCAAGACAUGCAACUCAAUUGGAACUGCGCCUUCUUCCAGUCGGAUGGAGCCGAGAAGGACGCCGGAUGGCCGCCUUCCCCUCUGGAGGAGAGCGGCGAGGACGGGCUGUGGCAGUGCCUGGCCCCGGAUAAGACCCUGGAGGAGAAGCUGGUGUCCUCCAUGCUGGGCUCCAGCCCGCUGCUGUCUGACAUCGACACAAGUAUCUUUGAGGGGCUAGCCGGGUCCACGCUGGACUGCCAGACUCUGAUGGAGACCCAGGAGCACAGCGAGGCCACGUCGGACUACGGAUCGACUGGCGGCGAGCUGUCCAAUGAAUCAUCUAGCGACUCAGAGGAGGAGAUAGACGUAGUGACGGUGGGGCACUGCCCCCCCAGCACCUCCGCAGAGCGCUCGUCUCGCCGGCGGAAGCAAAAUGAGAAGCAGCGUGCUCUCCAGCGCCACCACCUCGAGAUCCAGCAGCAGCACAACUACGCCGCUCCUCGCCCGGCUUCUCCGCCGACUUCCUCAUCGAAGAAGUUCUUGAUCGAGCAAGGCAGCGACAGGUUCUCGCACCCGUCCACACACUACCACAACCACCACAGGGAACAGCGCUCUUUCAGGAGCUCUGCAGAGACGGAUGAUGAUGAUGAUGACGACGAGGAGGAGGAGCGGCGGCGGACGCACAACGUGAUGGAGCGUCAGCGGCGCAACGAUCUGAAGAACUGCUUUGUACGACUGCGUGAUAACGUGCCCGAGCUUUCGCACCACAAUAAGGCGUCCAAGGUGGUGAUCCUGAAGAAGGCCAGAGACUGCAUCUAUGGCCUGGAGGACCGCGCCUUCAGGUUGCGGGCCAAACAGGACAGACUUCGAGUAAAACAGGAAGAACUGAAAGCCAGACUGGAGCAGCUCCGCAGGUAAUGGAGCCGACGGGAGGGGCCAGGGUAGACCAUUUCCUGUGGACAAAAGUGACUUUUGGUUAUUGUGUUGGUAACCUUGACUGCUGACUGUUGUAGGACGCACACACAAGCUCCGUUUAUGAUGUUUUCCUUCAGGAUGCUAAACACUUGAAUAUAUUGAGGAUGUGUCGUAGCCAUAGCAACCAAUGAUCCCUCAUAAGAUGCUUUUCAACUUCUUUGUUCAACUUGAGUUCCACCAGCCGGCAGACUCUCUGCACUUAAAACAGGGGUCUCAAACACACGGCCCGCGGGCCAAAUGUGGCCCGCAGGACACUAGUUUGAGGCCCCCGCCUUGAUAUGAAAGUUCAAUGUUAGUGCGGCCCGCGCAAGUUUGAUAUGGAUGCUGUAUGGUAUCAUGUACCCAGAAAAAAAUAUUACGUUUGAUUAAUGUUCAUGUUAAAGGUUAAAUAACUGCUAAUAGUUAUCCUCCCUAUCCGUGUGGAAGUGGUAAGUUUUUGGCUUUUUGAGUUUAAAGGAAAUAACUUGGAGGCUACCGUUUAGGUCGCUAGCUCUCUAGUUUGCGAGUUAGCAUGUGUCUCAAGACCCUGCAGUUGCGCAAUAUGUUGUAAAUAAAAAGAGUAUAAAUGUGACUAUAGUCGUGUUUUGUCAUGUCUACAGGGCUCUAAUAAUGCUUUGUUCAUUUUAAUCUUGUAAAUUUUACAAAAAUAUAUAUUUUUUUAAAGUAAAAAAAGUAUUAAACAUGAAUAAAUCAAACCAAGAAUCAAUUAAGAAUAAUUCCAUAUAUCAACUCCAAAUAUUUAAGCACUGAUGAGUUUAUGAACUCAAACAUGAAAAAAUGUGGCAACUGAUUGCCUUACUUUUUUUGAGUUCUGCUAACUUAUUGGGGUUUACAGUGUGGGGACCGGCUUUGUGUGUGUGUGCUCCACAUGUUCCUCAGCGAGAUCCUGUUUAGAUCUUCAAGCCCCUUCCAUCUCAAAGGUAGCCAUCAUCCUUAUCUGACAGCUUGAACUCUGCCAAAGUUUGAUUGUUGCCCCUUCAAAGUCCCGAUGCUGCUUCCUCUUCAAGGACUUUUCCAGUUGCUUGUCAGCGGCUGGAUGGUGUUUCCCAAGCAAACAUGAGCUAAGGUGUGAAAUAUCACAUUGGCUCUUCCCAAAAUUCCCAGAAUCUGCCUCCUGACCCCAUUUCAGCGGGAACAGGAAGUUGAUGCAAACCUGGACACUUUAAAUGGGAUCUUCUAGAACAGGGGUCAGCAACCCACGGCUCCAGAGCCGCAUGUGGCUCUUCAGCCUCUUUGUUAUGGCUCCCUUCAUAAUGCUCAAGUAUU
Messenger RNA from Doryrhamphus excisus (bluestripe pipefish), 2993 nucleotides. RefSeq lists its product as uncharacterized. Gene Ontology annotation, molecular function: DNA-binding transcription factor activity; protein dimerization activity. Gene Ontology annotation, biological process: regulation of DNA-templated transcription. The record is from RefSeq and is a predicted model, not a curated record. Lineage: Eukaryota; Metazoa; Chordata; Actinopteri; Syngnathiformes; Syngnathidae.